Centruroides sculpturatus (bark scorpion) is the source of this 2303-nucleotide messenger RNA. Its product is annotated as lysine--tRNA ligase-like. NCBI's taxonomy places the organism in Eukaryota, Metazoa, Arthropoda, Arachnida, Scorpiones, Buthidae. Gene Ontology annotation, biological process: lysyl-tRNA aminoacylation. The coding region runs from base 273 to 1769 and encodes 498 amino acids. Gene Ontology annotation, molecular function: tRNA binding; ATP binding; lysine-tRNA ligase activity. Gene Ontology annotation, cellular component: aminoacyl-tRNA synthetase multienzyme complex; mitochondrion; cytosol. The transcript is spliced from 12 exons. The record is from RefSeq and is a predicted model, not a curated record.
UCAUUUGGUAUUAAUCGAGAAUCGGGUUAUUUGAUGUGUAUAUUUGUAAACAACUGUUAAUUAUCUACAUAAACUUCCCAAAUUAUUAAAAUUCUGAGCAGGAGAACAAUUCAUAGAUAUGUUCGAACAACUUAUGCCUAUGAAUAUUAUCCGUUGAUAGUUUUAAUUCUUCUUUAAAGUUGAUGCUUUUGUACAAAAUUACCUCUUUUAAUACUCCUCGUACGCUUGCUUUCUAGGAGUAUUUUAAAACAAGACUUCAGGCGGUGACGCAGAUGAAAACUUCCGAAAUGCCGCCUUAUCCUCAUAAGUUUUCGACAACCAUUCGUCUAGCAGAUUUCUUAGAAAGGUACGGAUCAUUAGAGAACGGAGAAAUCGUGGAGAGUGACGUGCAAGCCGUUGCCGGAAGGAUUUACUCGAAAAGGGAAUCUGGAAGCAAACUGAUUUUUUAUGAUCUUUGGGGUGACGGUGCAAAGAUACAAAUUAUGGCCAAUGUCAAAUAUUUUUCACCUAAAAUGGAUUUCUUUGAAAUUAAUAACAUGAUCAAAAGAGGAGAUAUUGUUGGUUGUAAAGGAUAUCCCGCUAGGUCCAAGAAGGGCGAACUGAGUAUCAUACCUGUAGAGAUGAAACUAUUGAGUCCAUGUCUACAUAUGAUACCGCAUAGUUAUUUUGGAUUAAAAGACUUGGAAACGAGAUACAGAAGACGCUACCUGGAUCUUUUGAUAAACAGUCACCUUCGACAGAUUUUCGUCGUUAGAACCGAGAUAAUUCAGUACAUUCGGAAAUUUCUCGACGAGCAACACUUUUUGGAAGUGGAAACGCCCAUUAUGAACAUGGUUCCCGGUGGAGCGGCUGCCAAACCCUUUGUUACACACCAUAACGAGAUUGAUAUGGAUCUGUUUCUAAGAAUAGCUCCGGAGCUAUAUCAUAAGAUGCUGGUGGUGGGAGGAAUGGAACGUGUGUACGAAAUUGGGCGCCAGUUCAGAAACGAGGGAAUGGAUUCGAAUCACAGUCCAGAAUUUACUACUUGCGAGUUUUAUGCAGCUUACUUGGAUUACAAUGAUCUGAUGACAAUGACUGAGAAUUUGCUAUCAGGUAUGGUCAAGCGUAUCAAAGGAUCAUACAAGAUUCGUUACCAUUCAAAAGAUUCGGACGAAGCCAUUGAAAUUGAUUUUACUCCACCUUUCAAGAGAAUCUAUGUGUUUCCAGAAUUAGAAAACAUCUUGGGAACAAAAUUACCAAAACCGGAUACGCUGAACACGCCAGAAGCCAAUGCCUAUAUCUAUGAACUAUGCUGCAAACACGGAAUUUUCUGUCCGGAGCCUCGAACGACUGCAAGACUUUUAGAUAAACUUAUUGAAGUUUUCCUAGAGAAAAGUAUGAUACAGCCAACGUUUCUUUGCGAUCAUCCGGAAAUUACGAGUCCUCUAGCAAAGCAGCACCGCUCGAUUGCCGGUCUGGUGGAGAGGUUCGAGUUAUUCGUUGCAAAAUUUGAAAUUGUAAAUGCCUACACCGAAUUGAACGAUCCCGUAAUUCAACGGGAACGAUUCGAACAGCAAGCUAAAUUAAAGGCAGAAGGCGACAGAGCGGCUCAUUCUUUUGACGAAAACUUCUGCACGGCUCUAGAAUACGGCAUGCCUCCGACGGCGGGUUGGGGAAUGGGAAUCGACAGACUGACCAUGCUUCUGACGGACUGCAAGAACAUAAAGGAAGUAUUGUGUUUUCCACUCAUAAAACCGGAGAAACCGCUUGAAACGAUGGCUGAAAAUUAGAACGGAUGCUCUGUGCGCUACUUGGGAAUUCGAAUCUAUGCUAAUGACAAUCUGUUUGCUUUCGGACAAUACGGCACUACUUCAGGAUGAAGAGUCGAGAAAUAGCUCGUCGGAAUUCAUCGGGCGAGUUACAAACUACUACUGUGAAUACGCGUCUUGCAUUAUUUAGUUCCUCUGGUGAUUACCACAACAGAGACUUCAGAACAUCAAUGGAUCAGGAUAACCAAAAAGGCCAUUGCACGCGAGUAGCAAACUUAAGACAAUCGGUAUCUACAACCGAUUUUACCAAUUGUUCGUUUCGACUCUGAUGGUCCUCGGAACCCAUGUUCAUCGUAAUCUGUUUCAAGUCUACAUGGCCUAAACUCUUAGUUGUGUGUGUGUAAAAGUGUGUAAAAUGGCAUUUUCUUGGCCAAUUGGUUAUGCAUUUGAAUACUGUGACAUUUCUAUUCAGUAUUGAAAAGUGGGGAUUAUUUUAAUAACAAUCAGCUUUGAACAUGCCUAUAAUACGCUGGGGAAUGGGGACUGAUAGGCCCA